AUGUCGGUGCACGAGCAAGUGGGCUGGCUCUCUCUGGCCGCGGCAGCGGGAUUCGGCGCUGCAGGCUGGUGGUGGCUGGUGCAGCACCGGCCCCCCCGGGAAAUCAUCCUGCUUUCCCUGGACGGCCACGCCGUCGCGCACCCCAUUCCCACUGAUGGAACCCAGCUCCCUGUUUCCUACCUCCUGACGGGCCCCGCGGCCCUGGCGCGGGUGCAGGCGGCCCCCCCAGCCCAGGCUCCCCAGGUAGCUCCCAGGCUGGUGGAGGACCCCCCCGCCGCCCCGCAGGCGGAGGAGGAGCCGGAGGUACCGGAGGCCUUCCUGGACCCCAUCUCCCUGGGCAUAACCCAUGACCCUGUCGUCCUGGUGGGCACAGGCGCCAUCUACAGCCGGGAGUCCCUCUUCCAGUGGCUGGCCACGGGAUCCCGCGUCUGCCCCAAGACCAACAUACUGCUCAAGGACAUCGAGGUCGUGCCGCUGACGGCCCUGCGCCAGACCAUCCGGGAGUGGUGCGAGCGGCACGGCGUGGCCCAGCCGCAGGCUGCGAACGCCGCCGCGAAUGAGGCCGCGCUCGCCCCACUCGGCCCCGAACUGCAGGGGCUGUUGGCCUCGCUGCGUGGCGGGGACGUGCGAUUGCGCGGCGUGGCGGCCGGCAAGAUCAACAACAUGUUCAUCGACUGGCAGCGCACGCCAGCCAUCCUGGACAUGGCCGAGGCCCGCACCGCAGCCUUCAAGGACAUGAUGCUGGACCUGCUCUGGCUGCUGCGCCACGGCGACUACUAUGGCGCCGGCGUGGCGGCGGCGGCCCUCAGCCAGGCCGACGCCGCCAUGCGCGUGGGCGAGGACGUGCGCCACCUGCUGGCCACGCUGGGCGCGCUGCCGGCGGCGCGCCUGCUGCACGCCACCGACGUGUAUGCGCAGCACUCGGCAGCGCGCUUCCUGUCCAUCAUGCGCGGCCUGCUGGGCGGCGAGCUGGCCGCGCACGUGGCGGGGGCGGGCGCGCUGAGCGCGCUAUGCCGCCAGCUGCAGCCCGGCUUCCCCUACGUGCGCUGCUCCGCGGCCGUAGCCAUCGUGGCCAUCAUGGAGUACCUGCCCAACCGCACCGAGCUGAGGCGCGUCGGCGGGGUGCAGGCCCUGCGCCGCAUGGUGGUCGAGGUCUAUGAAGCGGAGGAUGCGGGCCCCACCAAGCAGAUGCACGCGCGGUACGACUGCCGCGACGCGGCGCACGCGCUGAUCGCCGCGUGUGCGACGGACGAGGAGCUGGCCGGCCAGGUUCCGGACAGCUUCGUGGACCACGAGGGCGUCCUGGAGCUCACCGCCGACAUGCUGCGCGUGUUCCGCAGCUGCGGCCAGGCCUGGAUCGAGGGCCGGGUCCCCCGGCCCGUUCGCAUCGGAUCUGACACUCUGAUUCUGGGGCUAAACACCAUGGACGAUGACCUCGAGUUCCUCAUGGACACCGUCUCCGAGGAGGAGGAAUCCGAUGGAUUUCUGCGCUUGAUAGCGGGCGGGCGCAUGGUCGACCAUGGGACGGCGGCGAGCAACGAUGACCUUGUGGCCGCCUUGAAGCGCGGAGGGGUGAUCCAAAGUGACCUGGUGGCACGAGCCAUGAGGGCCUGCCCCCGCGACGCCUUUGUCCCCGAGGAGUACCGCUACGAGGCCCUGGCAGACUCGCCCAUACGGCUGGAGAGCAUGGAGUUCAACGUUUCGGCCCCUCACAUGCACGCCACCUGCAUCGAGGCCCUCGACAUCAAGCCCGGCCACAGGGUCCUGGAUGUCGGGUGCGGGUGCGGCAUCCUGGCCGCCUGCGCCGCCUUCAUGGUGGGCAGGGCCGGCUCCGUGGUGGGCAUCGACGUCCGGCGCCAAGCGGUGCGCCUGAGCCGCGACAACGUGCGGCGGCUGGCGGCGGCCGGCACCGAAUACGCGGCCACGGCCUGCGAGGUCGACUUCCGAGCGCGCGACGUCUUCCUGCCCUCCGCGCGUCUGCGCGCCCGCUUCGACCGCGUGCACGUCGGCGCGUCCUGUCCGCCGGAGCGGCUGGGGCCCCUGCUGGCCCUGUUGGGGCCGGGGGGGGGCCGCAUCGUGGUGCCCGUGGCGCCCAGCGACCUGCGUGUCAUCACCCGCGCGCCCGACGGCGCCGUCACCCAGCGCGUGUUGAGCCAGGUGCGAUUCAGCGAGCUGGAGGUGCCGGGGGACGCGCGCAUGCUGCUGGCCAUGCUGAGGGCGGAUCGCAAGGCGCGCACCACGCCCGCGGCCCUGCCCAGCACCUACCUGGCCGACCUGGCGGGCAUGCAGGUCUGGGAGCUGCCCACGUCCCCCUUGGGAUCGGAGAGCAGCUGGCCCCGCCGGCUGUCGUCCUUCCUGAGCUCCUGCAGCGGGAGCAGCAGGGAUGCCGGACCUCAAGAUGAAGCCACCUCGCUCAAGGACAGCGUGGACCCUGCCGUGGUGCUGCGGUGCCUGGGCUCCCCAGACAUCUCCCUCGUCGGGAAGGGCUAUGUUCUCCCCGUGCACAGGCAAGCGGCCGUGCACAGGCUUGUCAUUCCCGAGGUGCUGCGGCAGCGUUGCGAGCACUUCCGGGCGCGGUGCGAGAGCGGCAUGCGGGACGCGGCGGUGGAGACGAUCCCCGUGCCAGACCACUUUUCGCGCCAGGGUGUGGAGGCCCUCAUCGAGUACAUGUACCAUGAUGUGGUGGUCAAGGACGCCGACCCCGACAUGGCGCUGGCCACGCUGCAUGUGGCGCAGUACUAUGGCGUCCCCCGCCUCGUCCAGGAGAGCGAGCGGACCCUGGCGGGAAUCCUGCUGCAGAAGCGAGCCGCGAGCGACACCCAGGAGGAUCUGGCCGCCACGGCCCCCGCCCUGCUGACCCUCGCCGACGACAGUGGGCUGGGUCACCUACGCUCCGUGGCACUUGAUUACAUCAUCACCCACUACGACGCGGUGGCGCAGCAGCCGGCCUUUGCUGCGCUGUCCAAAGAGCAGGUCGCCAUGGUGGCGCGGGAGGCCUGUGCGCUGCAUGGCCGUGUGCUGAGCGCGCUGCGCUGCGUGGGCAGGGACGAGGUGCUCCUCCCCGACCCCGUUUACCAGUGA
Messenger RNA from Auxenochlorella protothecoides, 3081 nucleotides. Its product is annotated as Protein-L-isoaspartate O-methyltransferase. The record is from RefSeq and is a predicted model, not a curated record. Gene Ontology annotation, cellular component: cytoplasm. The coding region runs from base 1 to 3081 and encodes 1026 amino acids. NCBI's taxonomy places the organism in Eukaryota, Viridiplantae, Chlorophyta, Trebouxiophyceae, Chlorellales, Chlorellaceae. The transcript is spliced from 13 exons. Gene Ontology annotation, biological process: protein ubiquitination. Gene Ontology annotation, molecular function: protein binding; protein-L-isoaspartate (D-aspartate) O-methyltransferase activity; ubiquitin-protein transferase activity.